Messenger RNA from Suricata suricatta (meerkat), 1956 nucleotides. It is a transcript of the gene CCDC63, whose product is annotated as coiled-coil domain containing 63. NCBI's taxonomy places the organism in Eukaryota, Metazoa, Chordata, Mammalia, Carnivora, Herpestidae. The transcript is spliced from 12 exons. The record is from RefSeq and is a predicted model, not a curated record. Gene Ontology annotation, biological process: cilium movement; outer dynein arm assembly. The coding region runs from base 220 to 1905 and encodes 561 amino acids. Gene Ontology annotation, cellular component: axoneme.
UCCGAGAACUCCCGGACGCGGGUCUGGGGGUGGGCGCAGCGGGGCAGCGCAGCAACACGACCCUCGGUGCCAUCGCACCCCGCAGCGGCUCCAGCGGUCGGACGUGCGGCUGGGGCAUCGGCCCCUGGGCACUGCAGAGAGAGAGAAAGGAGCGCCCGCUGGCUUCGACCUCCCUGGCUCCCUGGUAGCUGAGCUUAGGGAAAACACGACUCCUUCACCAUGCCGAUGAAGCGCAGGAGGAAAAGCUCCGAAAUGCCCCGGGAACCUUCAGAGAAGGUCAGAGAGCAGCGGGCUGAGGCUGAGCUUCAGAAGCUGAAGCAGCAGUUCAGGAAGAUGGUGGAAAGUCGCAAGUCCCUCAACUUCCGCUCCCAGCAGAAUCUCUUGAACCAGCACAAGGAAAUCAAGGCCCUGCAGGGAGAGCAGGAGGAGAUCUCUUUGCUUCUGAGUCUCAUCAAGUCCUCCAAGAACUUGGAACUGAAUGACAAAAACUACACAGAGCUGCGUUUCCUGUUGCAGACCAAGGAGGACUAUGAGGCCCUGAUUAAGUCACUGAAGGUGCUGCUGGCAGAACUGGAUGAGAAGAUUGUUCAGAUGGAAAAAAAAAUUAUAAACCAAAAACAGAUCUUCGCAAAGAUACAGGAAGCCAAUGACCCCCGGAAACUGCAAAAACAGAUCCACGUUUUGGAAACCCGUUUGAAUCUCGCCACCGUUCACUUUGACAAGAUGCUGACCACCAACGCUAAGCUCCGGAAGGAGAUUGAGGACCUGCGCUGCGAGACGGCCGUGUACGACAGUGCGUUCCAGCAGCUGCAGCGCCGCUUGUCCGGGCAGAAGAAAACCAUGAACGUGGCCAUCGAGCAGUCUGCCCAGGCCUACGAGCAGAGGCUGGGAGCCAUGGCUCGAAUGGCCGCCAUGAAGGACCGCCAGCAGAAGGACAUCUCUCAGUACAACCUGGAGAUCCGAGAGCUGGAGCGCGUCUCUGCCCACGAGACCAAGCUCAAGUCCUUCUUGCUCAUCAAGCUGAAUGAGCGUCUGGAGCUCGAGGAGCAGAUCAGAAAGGAAAAAGCUCUCAAGGCCAGGAGGCCCAAGAAGAAGGCCAAGGGCGAGAGUUUUGAGAGCUACGAGGUGGCGCACCUGCGGCUGCUGAAGCUGGCCAAGGACGGGGACCCAGACCAGCUCGUCGAGGAGUUUCUGGCCAAGGAGGAGAAGAACUUUGCGUGGUUCACGUACAUCACAGAGCUCAACAAUGACAUGGAGACGAUGCACAAGAAGGCCCAGAGGAUCCAGGAUGACAUCGUCUUCCUGCGAUCUCAGCAGAAAUCAUCCCAUGAUGACGACUGCUCCCUGCUGACAGAGCUGGAGGAGAAACUAAAGAAGACCACGGAGGAGGCAGACAUGUAUGAGACCAGCUACAAUGAAAUCAGCAAGACCUUGGAGCAUCUCAAGACCUCGGUGGAGAGUCUGUUUAAAAAGCUAAAUUGUGAUGCCGCCAUGAUCCUGGGGCACUUAGGGGACACAGGGGAAAUCACUGACACCAACCUUCCAGAGUACUUUGCCAUCAUCGAGAAGAAGACCAAUGACCUGCUGCUGCUGGAGUCCUACCGGCGGGUCCUGGACGCGGAAAGGGCGGAGCCCGAGAUCCCGCAGCCCUUCUUCAACCCGUUCUGGGGCGGCUCUGCCCUCCUCAAGCCUGCAGAACCCAUCAAGGUCACCCCCCCGGUGUUCAGGGCUGACCCCUUCAGCGACAGGCUGGAUGAAGUGGACCAGCCCCUGGACCACAGCAGCCUUCGGCGGCUCGUGCUCAGCGACUGCACUGCGAAAGAGUUUCGAAACAGGAACUCGCACUUAGGCAGCAUACCGGACAAGGGGGACGUCCUGAGGCCCAAGAAGAAGGUAGUGGGCUGAGGUGGACAGGGCCGCAUUUGUACCAGAGGUAAUAAAUGUUCUGUUCUUUAA